AUGUUGCGGUCGGUGAAGCGAGGUAUGCGGAUAUCGCGCAACCCUAGGUACAAUACGCCGUCCUUCGAGGUCGUUCCAGUUGCCCGGGGCAACGGCACACGCUCCUUCCACGCUUACGCAGCGACGGAGGCGUUGCGAGUUGCGCGUUCGAUAUGUUGUAAACAUGCGGGCGGCUUUGGCAUUUUCGUCGAGAAACAUAAUUUCGUGCUGCGGCACUUAGGGAAGGUGCCUGGGGGGGGAACUGUUGAGAUAAUAGAUGGCAGCGGAUUGGCGGGGCGCCAGUGCGCGAACGGUGAACUCGGACGGUCGCAUCUCACCCUCGCACUUCCUAAUUGGAGGCGAUUCUUUGUGAUAAACUGGGUUAAACCCACGUCUAUAGCAAUGCUAACGAACGUAGGCUGCAGCUUGUUUCCGCUCCUCAAA
Iphiclides podalirius (scarce swallowtail) is the source of this 423-nucleotide messenger RNA. NCBI's taxonomy places the organism in Eukaryota, Metazoa, Arthropoda, Insecta, Lepidoptera, Papilionidae. The record is from the annotation of a GenBank genome assembly.